Messenger RNA from Parnassius mnemosyne (clouded apollo), 450 nucleotides. The record is from the annotation of a GenBank genome assembly. Lineage: Eukaryota; Metazoa; Arthropoda; Insecta; Lepidoptera; Papilionidae.
AUGACAAACACGUCCGCAAUAAUUUUGGCUUUAUCAUUGUUGAUUAAUAAUGUAACUUUUCUAAGCAAAACGUCCAUCCUUGAAGGUAAAAAUUUUUCUACUCCUCUAGUCUACAUUCUAAGCGUGUGUCUCCUUCUUCGAGAAGUGCCCAUUCUCCCGAAGUUCCUAUGGGCAAGAUAUACGUCAGCAUGUUUCUUAUUCGAGAUAGCUGUUUCCCUAGCAGUUCUAGAAUAUUCCCUUGUGCACGUUUGGAAUAUAAUAGAACAAUAUGUAUUCUUGCACGCUGAUGAACUCCUGGUACAAAUAACCGACAAACCCGAUUUGGAAUGGCUGGUAUGCCACAUCUGCUAUGGUGAGAGCGAAUGCUCUGUAAUAUUCGCGCAUCUGUUACUCAAAAUAUUAAGUUUCGCGUUUUUGCUGACUGUUUGUUAUUUAGUUGCUGUUAAAUAA